Molecule: messenger RNA, 330 nt
Organism: Laccaria bicolor S238N-H82
Lineage: Eukaryota; Fungi; Basidiomycota; Agaricomycetes; Agaricales; Hydnangiaceae
Exons: 3
Coding region: 1-330 (109 amino acids)
Source: RefSeq, a predicted model, not a curated record
AUGUUCUCACACUGGUUUCGCAAUCCUAGUAUACGAUUAUUUUUGCACCUUGGAGAAGGAGGUAACUAUGAAACUGAUCACUGUGAUCAGCCCAUAUGCUUGGGUAUUGACGAUCCACGACAGGUAACAUAUGCAUGGUCAUGCCCACGGUCUCUUGGCCUCAUCCUUUUUUAUAUGAAUCGUUAUCUUCCGUUUAUAGACCAAUCACUUGUCCUUUACAGUAAGAUUUCAAUAUCAUGUAUAAUUUUCUCUGACAUCAUCGCAGUCAAGUUCGCUGCGAUCCCUCCAAAGGUCCACCCCUCAGACAGAACAAGACUUUACCCAUACUGA